This is a messenger RNA of Leguminivora glycinivorella, 1658 nucleotides long. RefSeq lists its product as uncharacterized. The transcript is spliced from 7 exons. The record is from RefSeq and is a predicted model, not a curated record. Lineage: Eukaryota; Metazoa; Arthropoda; Insecta; Lepidoptera; Tortricidae. Bases 292 to 1212 code for a protein of 306 amino acids.
CGCGAGUGUCCGCGCGCAUCGCGAGUGUUGUGUUACUGCUGUGUGGUUACUGUGUGUGCAUGCCGAGGGAGUUUUUUUGGUAAUUGCCGGUUAUCACGGAAGAAUUAUUCUUGAUCGAGCUGAUUGAGAAGCGUGUGCACAGGUGCCUAAUUACGGAAAUAAAUCGAAGGCUUCGAUUGGAAACUACUGGAAGACAAGGUGCUUUGGGGACGACAUACAGAAUUGUGGCAAUCUCUCAAACGAAUUGUACAGACCAGAUUUGGGAGCAGGAAAAAUUACAAAAAAUAAAACAUGAAGUACUCGAGGAAACUGAUCGUCGCGUGCGUGCUGAUCGGCUUGGUAGUACGCAGUCAGGCAGCACCGUCUUCUAGAAGAUCGCGAGCGGCCGCCCUCCCAGAAGCAACAAGUAGCCGCCAGAGCAAACUCACAGAAGAAUACAAAGAAGAUGGCACAACCGCAUCGCCCGCACCACCCACAAACAGGAGGAACAAAGCGUUAAACUUGUUCGGCUACUUCCCGUCCUUCUUAUCAUCCGGACUAGAUUAUAACGAAGAUGACGACGAUGACGUCACUUUUGCCGUCAACGACGACCAUUUCGAUGAUGACGACUUGUCUAGAACCAUCCCUUCGAGACGCCGACAGCAGAACAAGAAGAAAAACGGCAACGGGGACAGUUAUCAAAACGACAACUUAAAUUCCCUGCAAUAUGACAACUCCCCCAUUUUCUACAUCAGACUGCCCCCGACUCCGUAUAUGUUCGUGCCCGGCCUCGGAUACGUUUCGCAGCCUCCCAGCCUAGGGCCUCCCAUGGGCCCACCGAUGCCUCAAAGUGUACCUCAAGUGGAUCCGUUCAUAAACCUGCCUUUGGAUUUCGUAUCAAACGGGAAACCUACCGGCGUGUAUCAAUGGGGUAAUACUGGCGGGUAUCCUCAAGUGCCUCAAAUGCCUCAGGUCCCACAAAUGCCUCAAAUUCCUCAGAUGGACCCGUUUGGUUACGGCGCCCAGCCGAUGAUGCCGCCAAUGCAAAGGCCGAGCUACAACAACCUGCCUUCCUACUCCAAGCCCAAGCCAAAACCGGCGCCCACCAAUUCUAAAGUCACUAAUCUUAAAGGACAAUACGUUUUCAACGGAAAACCCAAUGACAGCGUCUACGUUUUGCGAGACACGUAUAACUCCAUAUACUCUGAUGCGCUCCAGAACUUCUAUCCUUAAAGGAGUCUGGUAUAUCUAGAAAGUGUUAAACUGGCUCGUAUCGAGCUGAAUUUAUUUUCAAACAAACGCAAUGAAAUGUGUGAAGUCAGUACGACUUUAUUUAAUUAAAGCUCUGUCAAACAAGUCUGUCAGUAAAUAAGAACUGACAGACUUGUUUGACAGAGUAUAAUAAUGUCCAGUCAUCAAAUAACAAUUUUAUGAAAAGCAACAGAGUGUAGGUUUCAUCAUGAAUGUACUGAAAAUAACAAAGCAGCUACUUUAUAGUCAUAAUAGGGUAUUUGACUGCAUUUAAAAUAAAUGAUUUCACACCAAGCAUGAAAUAAAGCACCAGAAGAGUAUUAGAAAAAUGUAAACAGUAGAUUUAAAUACGGUUUAUAUUUUUUAAAUCGUAUAUAUAAGGUGCUAACAAAUUAGUCACGGAUAAUUUAAGGGACGUUAAUUAACAU